Molecule: messenger RNA, 921 nt
Organism: Drosophila takahashii
Lineage: Eukaryota; Metazoa; Arthropoda; Insecta; Diptera; Drosophilidae
Gene: c-cup
Product: calcutta cup
Cellular component (GO): membrane; endomembrane system
Source: RefSeq, a predicted model, not a curated record
CUCAAAUUCGUUUUGAUAGAAUUUUUCAAAAUUCAUGUAGAGCUGAGAAGGAAAACUACAUACAUAAACAGAAUUAAUGUAUGGUUUUUAGAAAAACGUUAUAAAAGUCAAAAAUGCUGGGUCAAAUGUAUGCCGCAAGACUAAGUCCCAAUUUGGAGACAGCCACGCGAUUGCUGAAAAGUCCUCUUGGCCAGGCGCUUAUCUCCUUUUUGCUGGGCUACUUGGCCACCACAAAGUUGUCGCAAAUGUAUAGCAAAUUGAAGUGCGAUUCCGACAAAUCCGAUGUAUUGGGGAUUGAGGAUGAGGAUGAGGAUUCAGAGCCCCAGGAUGAAAGUGAGCUUUUGCCCCAGGGAAACGGGGUGGUGAUACUCAGCACAGAGGAACUAACUGCUUUCGAUGGCUUGAACCCAGAUCUUCCCAUGUAUACCGCCCUGAAUGGCCUGAUCUAUGAUCUGAGCCCGGGCCGUGAGAAGUUCUUAAGCCAUGGGCCCUACUCCUUUAUGGCCGGAUGCAAUGCCAAUAAGCUCCUGAAAAUUGCCUGUGCUUCCAUGGGCGUCUGUGCCGCAAAUGUAAUAAAUCGCUGGGAACGGAGCCUCAAAGCCGAAUUCAAUAUCGUAGGCUAUCUGAUUGAUGCGGAUGUGGAAAUGGGUGCUGGGGAUCUGGAGAAUGUUGCUGAGGAUCUGGAGAGCGAGCAUCAAACGGAGACAAGUGAAGGCGUUUAAUGAGCUUUGAAUGUCCCUUUCCUUUAGUUUGGCAAUAAAAUAGUGUUUAAUGCUUUUACUUCCAAACUAAAAGAGGGGGAUGUUCAAUGCACCUAAGACUAGAAAUAUGUUGAUUUGAAAAAUGACUUAUUGUUUUCGCUCCUGAAAGGCAAUUAAUAACUAAAAUCGGUUACAAAAUAAAUUAUGAUGUUUCAAAAUG